Messenger RNA from Cajanus cajan (pigeon pea), 879 nucleotides. RefSeq lists its product as uncharacterized. The record is from RefSeq and is a predicted model, not a curated record. Lineage: Eukaryota; Viridiplantae; Streptophyta; Magnoliopsida; Fabales; Fabaceae.
AUGUCUGACUCAAAAUCUUCCUUUCACCCUGCUCUUGCUGUAUCCAACAUCAGGAACCACGUUCCCAUCACUCUUGAGAUGGAAAACAUGCAAUACACAACAUGGGCGAAACUCUUCAAAAUUCACGCACGAUCCCAUAAAGUAAUUGAUCAUAUUAUUCCUCCAACGAAAGGCAAGGAGAAAAUUCCUCAGAUAGAGGAGGAGAAAGAACUAUGGUCGACCCUUGAAGCUACUGUUCUUCAGUGGAUUUACGCCACUAUUUCUCAUGAUCUUUUACAUACCAUUCUUGAACCUGACACCACGGCAAUGGAGGCUUGGAAUAGAUUGCGUGACAUAUUCCAAGAUAACAAACACUCUCGUGCCGUCACCCUUGAGUAUGACUUCACUCACACAGACAUGAUAGAUUUUUCAAAUGUCUUUGCAUAUUGUCAACAUCUCAAAUCUCUGUCGGAUCAACUCAAGAAUUUCGGCUUUCCCGUCGACAACAACAGACUUGUUCUUCAACUAGUCUCUGGUCUAACCGAGCCCUACAACGGUGUGGCCACCCUUAUUCGCCAAAGUGACCCCUUGCCCCAAUUUUAUCAAGCCCGUUCGAUGCUCACUCUUGAAGAGGCCGGCCUUGCCAAAAAGGCAGCACAGAACUCGUCAUCUGCCAUGAUUGCUUGUGACUCGGAUGACUCUCCUGAUGUUUCUGAUUAUCCCUCUUCGAACUGCAAUAAUGGUGGGAAGAGGAGCCAAAAUCGCAAUAAUAAUGAGGGAAAAAUCGUCGCAACAAUGGUGGUCGUGGCGGCGGAAAGGGCAGCACUAGUCGUGGGGGUACGACUGGAGGCCACGAUAGCCGCGGUGGUGGACAGUAGCAAGCCAAUCAGCAAGCUCUAG